AAGCUGCAGUGUGGGGAUGCUCUAGACCGAGUACUGCCCCCAGUGUCUUUCCACCUCCUUCUGCAGGGGCAGCAGCAGCAGCAGCAGCACUUGGCAGCGGCAACUUGCGGCUGCACCCCGGGCGAGCCCCCUAGGGUGGUGCCCAACUGAGAGGGGGGCUCAGUGCCCCGAAGAGGCUGCCCCUCCAAGAGCAGAGGCAGCAAGAGGACGAGUGUACCUCGCACCGGUCCACACAGGGAAAGCAGUAGGCACGGAGCCCGGCACCGCCUCCUGGUCCUCCCUCCAGGGGCAACCAGGAAAACAAGAACUAGCAAGAGUUUGACAAACGCCUGGAUUCAGGUUAGAAGGCCAUUCACCUGCCUAUUGCUUCAUUCCUGGAAAUUGCACUGCACCUGUCUAAUUCAGGAAAAAAAGAUCUGCAAGAAAACAAAGACCCAAACACCCCAGAAUUCCUAAAGAAGAUUGCCUCUGAACCAAAAAUGGUGAGCGAGAGUCACCACGAGGCGCUGGCAGCCCCACCGGUCACCACCGUUGCUACAGUUCUACCAAAUAACACCACAGAGCCGGCCAGUCCUGGAGAAGGGAAGGAGGAUGUCUUUUCUAAGCUGAAGGAGAAGUUUAUGAAUGAGUUGCAUAAAAUUCCAUUGCCACCGUGGGCCUUAAUUGCCAUAGCCAUAGUUGCAGUCCUUUUAGUCUUGACCUGUUGCUUUUGUAUCUGUAAGAAAUGCUUGUUCAAAAAGAAAAACAAGAAGAAGGGAAAGGAAAAGGGAGGGAAGAACGCCAUUAACAUGAAAGACGUGAAAGACUUAGGGAAGAGCAUGAAGGACCAGGCCCUGAAGGAUGAUGAUGCUGAAACCGGAUUGACUGAUGGGGAAGAAAAAGAAGAACCCAAAGAAGAGGAGAAACUGGGAAAACUUCAGUAUUCACUGGAUUAUGAUUUCCAGAAUAACCAGCUGCUUGUGGGGAUCAUCCAGGCUGCCGAGCUGCCCGCCCUGGACAUGGGGGGCACGUCUGACCCCUACGUCAAAGUGUUUCUGCUGCCUGAUAAAAAGAAGAAAUUUGAGACAAAAGUCCACCGAAAGACCCUUAAUCCUGUCUUCAAUGAGCAAUUCACUUUCAAGGUGCCGUACUCGGAACUGGGUGGUAAAACUCUGGUGAUGGCCGUGUAUGAUUUUGACCGUUUCUCCAAGCACGACAUCAUUGGGGAAUUUAAAGUCCCCAUGAACACAGUGGAUUUUGGUCACGUAACUGAGGAAUGGCGUGAUCUACAAAGUGCCGAGAAGGAAGAGCAAGAGAAACUGGGUGAUAUCUGCUUCUCCCUUCGCUAUGUCCCUACUGCUGGCAAACUGACUGUGGUCAUUCUGGAGGCAAAGAACCUGAAGAAGAUGGAUGUGGGCGGUUUAUCCGAUCCUUAUGUAAAGAUUCAUCUGAUGCAGAAUGGCAAGAGGCUGAAGAAGAAAAAGACAACAAUUAAAAAGAACACACUGAACCCCUACUACAAUGAGUCCUUCAGCUUUGAAGUGCCCUUUGAGCAAAUCCAGAAAGUGCAAGUGGUGGUAACUGUUUUGGACUAUGACAAGAUUGGCAAGAACGAUGCCAUCGGCAAAGUCUUUGUGGGCUACAAUAGCACCGGAGCGGAGCUGCGACAUUGGUCAGAUAUGCUGGCCAACCCCAGGCGACCCAUCGCCCAGUGGCACACCCUACAGGUGGAGGAGGAAGUUGAUGCCAUGCUGGCUGUCAAGAAGUAAAGGAGAGAAGCCUUUCUGCAUUUGCCCACAUAGUGCUCUUUAGCCAGUAUCUGUAAAUACCUCAGUAAUAUGGGUCCUUUCAUUUUUCCAGCCAUGCGUUCCUAACACAAUUCAGUGGUACUUCAGAUCCUGUUUUAAUUUGCACAAAUUUAAACGUAGAGAGCCCAUAAGCCCUUCAUCCUGCCACUGCCCUCCGAAUCUGCUCUUAUUUUAAGCAAUAUGAUGUGUAGAUAGAGCAUGACGGAAAUUAUUUAUUGUAUCACACCGCUGUAUAUACCAGUGUGCUAAAGAUUUAUUUCUAGUUUGUGUAUUUGUAUGUUGUAAGUGUUUCCUAAUCUGUGUAUAUCUAGAUGUUUUUAAUAAGAUGUUCUAUUUUAAACUAUGUAAAUGGACUGAGAUAUAGGAGAGCUGAUAAUAUAUUAUAUGGUAAAUAUAGUAUCGUCUGCAUUCCAGCAAAAAUAUCAACUUGUAAGGCACUAGUACAAUGAAACUGACAUCUUAAAGGACAACUUAAACCUGAGCUUUCUAUUGACUCAUUUGAGCACCAAGAUACACUGACACCACAUAUUUGGUGGGUGAAUCCAAUUUUACAGAAUUCUUCAGGCAAAUGAGCAUGAUCUGAGCAGCAUCAAGCCUGACCUCCUGGAAGCAUAGCCACAAACCAGAAUAGCAUCAGUCUGUGUGUAUCUACAGAGCUAAAACCAGUGCUUCACUUUUACAUUUGAGGAAGCAGCUGGACAGGAGUCAAUGAUUUCAUAUUACUGCCUAGAGAGCAGUGACGCGAUGCUGUUCCGUGUGUGUGCGUGCGCGCGCAUGCACGUGCAUUUGUUUGGGGAUGGGGUGGGUGGGAAGAAGCUGAGGGGAAAAGAAGUCAGCAUUUCCGAAAUAUUGCCUGACUACUUAAAAAAAAAAAAAAAAAGUAGCUCUCCGUUAUCACCUUUCUACAAAAUGUGCAGCCUGUGAAUUCUAUUGCAGAUUUCACAUCUAUAAUAAUUCCAAAAGGUUUGCACGUUCGACUUUGUAACAAAAUAUUUUAUUAUACAAAACCAGAGUAGAAGGAAUGCAGAAUAUUUUUAACACAGCAAUCUGUGCUUAUUACACAAAAUUACUUUGUGGUAAACAGACAGUAUUGUAAUCCCAUCAACAGAGGAAAAAAUAAACAAUUAGCCAUAGUUCUGAAUGCACUUCAAUUAAGCCAAAACAGACAGCUAGUGAUCUUUUUAUAUGCUCUUUUUACGUAAAUAAGUUUUAAUUUGUCCUUUAAAAAAAAAAAAGGUGAAACAAGAACAAGUUCUAGAAAACUGAAGCAACCUCUUAUGUAUACUAGAUGCUUGAUUUAGGAGGCGUUUUUAAAUGUUUUCAAUGUUAUUACGUAGUAAAUGGCACUAUUAUGAAGCUACUAGUCCUUCCACAAGAGUCUUCAAGGACUGCCCUGUGUAACACUGUGACCGCCGUGUGUGUGCUUAGACAUGUAACGUAGUUUCCUCAGUGGACAGCACUCAAUCUAUUCCGUAGUGAUAUUGUAACAAUACUGCCAUUCCCUUCUACUGCACUGCCCAAGGUGUGUGUAGCACAAACAGUUCUCAUUACAAAGGACCAAUUCCGAACUGAAAAGCUAUGCAGAAGACAAGAACGAUGCAACGCAUGCGGCGGAACACACAGCAUCUUGUCAAGCACUGUGCAACGGUCCCUUUUGCUCCCCACCUUGGUAGGCGACCGCUUUGCUGGACGGCAGCCGAUGAUCCCCCACUGCGGCUGGUCUUUGUCCCACUCACCUCCAUGACCCAUUUUCACUCCCAGCCCCCAGAAAGUAGGGAUGCUCUGAGUGAAGGGUCAUCGUCAAACACACCGAAACGAAAUGGAGGGAAAGGAGGCAUGAACCUCAUGCUCAGACCUGAGGCUCUCAUGCCAUGGUUUUUAAAACCGCCAAGAGAAUUCAGCAGGGGCUGGGGAGACGCUUCCAACACGAGGUUGGCUGUUUCCUGAUAAAACUGGGGCUCCUGUCUUGUUCUUUCCUCAUCGGAGCAAAGGCGAGCCCUUUCACCUUUCAGCCCAGGUGUAGAUGAGAGAAAAUGCACGAGUCAUUCAAAUGAUGUGGGAUCAAGUACCAGUUUGAAAAGAAGAUUCAAGCGAGAAGCCUUCCCGUUUCCAAGACCCAACCCUACCAGAGAGAGUGGACUGACUUUUGAAAAUUCUUUGACUACCAGACUCCAACUUUUAAGUUCACCGUAUUUAGCUUUAAGGUGUUCACGCUGAAACAAACACUUUGAAGCCACCAGGUUCGAGCUGCUGAAUACACAUCAUUUCUCGCGUUAAAGCACGACGAAUGCAUUCUCUCGCAACACUGCCAGACAUGGGAUACUGUCACCAUAGAGUUAGUUGGUACUAUGCCAUCUUCCACGAGUCAGUGACCGAGCCUGCUUUAAGACCAACUUUCAUCCUCCGAUAAGCCACAAUGUACCUUUCUGACAAAGCUGUGUCAAGUAUUCGAAUCUGAUGCUCUAGAAAGAUCCUAGUUGCCUUCGUGUAUAUUUACUGCCUGCUUGAGUGUUUCUCUGUGUGGGUUUUCUCUGUAUCUUGUAGAAAUGUUGGGGUGUUUUCUUCUGCCAUAUGGCUCGUGGCCUGCGAGCCAACUACUUUAGCUGUAUUUUACCUUCAUUUUUGAUGAGGUGGUUUAAAUUUUGUUUCACUUCGUGUAGUGAAUUCCACAGUAGUUUUCUGAUUGUUGUUAAAAAUGACUUAACAUAUUACACAGAUAUUCAAUAAAAAUGUUUUAUUUCCUGUU
Molecule: messenger RNA, 4533 nt
Organism: Phacochoerus africanus (Common warthog)
Lineage: Eukaryota; Metazoa; Chordata; Mammalia; Artiodactyla; Suidae
Gene: SYT1
Product: synaptotagmin 1
Exons: 12
Coding region: 480-1748 (422 amino acids)
Biological process (GO): calcium ion-regulated exocytosis of neurotransmitter; regulation of calcium ion-dependent exocytosis; regulation of dopamine secretion
Cellular component (GO): synaptic vesicle membrane; axon; dense core granule
Molecular function (GO): calcium ion binding; calcium-dependent phospholipid binding; syntaxin binding
Source: RefSeq, a predicted model, not a curated record